AUGAAUUCAUCAGUAGACGUCGAUCUCUUACUUAACCAAUGUGAACAUUAUAUGAACGAAUAUGAUAUUAUGAAAUUAAUAAAAGAUUGUUUGCAUAAAUUAUGUAUUCAUCAACCUGAUAAUCCUGCUCAAUUUCUCAAACAAUACUUUUCCAGUCAGCCAUAUGAUCCGAAUUCUAUGAUGAGCGAAGAAGGUAAUGUUGAAUUUCCUGCUAUGGUGAAAAAACGCCGCGGAGCCGUAUCAUCAAAAUCAUCGUCUGGAACAAGUGGAGCGACUCCUUUCGUACGAGAAAUCGUACAAAAAGAUUAUGCCACAAUGUGCGCAUUGUCUGAAGCGAUUAAAAAAAAUAUUCUAUUCAGUCAUUUAGAUGAGAAUGAACGUGCACAAAUAUUUGAUGCCAUGUUUCCUGAAAUUCAUCUUGCUGGUGAUACAAUUAUUCAACAGGGUGAAAAAGGCGAAAAUUUCUAUAUUAUUGAUAAAGGCGAAGUCGAUGUGUAUGUGAACGAUGAACUUGUUAAGAGUAUUGGUGAAUGCUCGAGUUUUGGUGAACUGGCUCUUAUUUAUGGUACACCACGAGCAGCAACAGUUAAAGCUAAAACUGAUGUUAAACUUUGGUCACUAUUAGGAGAAACUUAUCGAAGAAUACUAAUGGAUUCAACUAUAAAGAAAAGAAAAAUGUAUGAAGAAUUUCUUAGCAAUGUCUCAAUACUACAGACACUUGACGAAUGGGAACGUUUAACAGUAGCAGACUCAUUGGAGCCCAUACAAUUUGAAGAUGGUGAUAUUGUUGUGAGACAAGGAGAUCCUGGCGAUGACUUUUUCAUUAUUGUUGAGGGCAAUGGAAUUGUCUACCAAAAAACAUCUGAAUUGCCUCAAGCCAUUGAAGUGGAUACACUUGGUCCUGGCAAUUAUUUUGGCGAAAUAGCUCUACUAUGUAAUCGACCACGUGUUGCAACUGUUGUUGCUAAAGGUACAUUAAAAUGCGUUAAAAUGGAUCGUGCACGAUUUGAACGUGUUCUUGGUCCUAUACAAGAUAUACUUAAAAGAAAUAUUCCACGAUACAAUUCAGUUAUACGUCUUGAUCAAUUACGGGCGGCUGCUGUGGCUACCAAUAAUAAUCCAACAAAUAAUAAUGGUAAUUGCAAUGACGAAAAAUCCUUCCGUUAA
This is a messenger RNA of Rotaria socialis, 1167 nucleotides long. The record is from the annotation of a GenBank genome assembly. Lineage: Eukaryota; Metazoa; Rotifera; Eurotatoria; Philodinida; Philodinidae.